GAACAAAACAACAUCGGGUGAGGUGGGUAUGGCUUCCGGGCGCAUUCCGCGCAUUCGUGGACCCACUUCCUUGGUGGCACCACUCUGGAGUGCCCAUCAUGGCCGACGGCCAGAGUCGGGGGCAUCCCUGGAUCAGGGGCUGGCCAGCGCUGAGGGCCUGCGGGUGACACCACCUGCCUGCUCCACUCACCCACGCCCUGCCUGCGGGACGGCAUGGCUGGAGCUCAGCGAGGACGAGGAGGGGGGAGCGGAGGAGCAGGGAAGAGAGCUUCCCCCGCAGGACGGCGUGUCCCCGAGUCGCCGUGCCGAGAGCCCCCCCGACACGCCGGGGGCGACGACGACGAGGGCCUCCGACGGCGUCGACGUGUCGCCCGCGGCGGGGGCGGCUGCCGCGGCGCUCGCUGCUACGGCGCAGGAGGACUCGGGGCUGGAGCUGCCACUGCCCGUGGCCGGGGUAUACGUGGGUCGGCGAAUCAACCUCCCCGUCCACAGGGAGCGUUUUCUCAGUUUCCUGGACGACUUCUGCCCGAAGACGGGCGUCAGCCGCGACGCGGUCCGCAUCGUCGACGGGGUGAACGCCACCGAGGCGCUCCGGCACUCCUGGCCCACAGAGCUGCUGCCGGGCAUAGAGCAGUACCCGACCCAGGGCCAGAGGGGCCAGCUGGGGCUCGCCCUGGCCCACCUCUCCGCGUGGAAGGCCGUGCGGGACUCGCCCGAGUGCCAGGCGCCGGCGGGGGCGGAGGAGCCCUUCUCCUGGGAGGGGCCGUUGCGGGGCGACAUCCUCGGGUGGGGCUACCGCACGGAUCCCGCGGACACGCUGCUGGCGUGCAGGAAGCUCUGCGAGGAGGACGGCCAGUGCGAGGCCAUCCAGUUCUCGGAGUCUGCCGGGGACGGGCCCGAGCAGGCUUGCGUCCUGCACAACAACAGGUCCGCUUGGCGCUCUGACCAGCACGUCUACAAGGACUUCUUCAUGCACUUCCUCACUCGCGACCCGUCCACGGAGAAUCGGUAUGCCCUCGUCUUCGAGGACGACGAGAAGGUGAACGCGUCGUUCAGGGACGCGGUGAUGGCGAUCGUCCAGGCGACGGUCCACGCCCCCGCGAGGCCGGACUUCAUCAACCUCAAUUGCCUGCGCCCCAGGGGCGAUGCCGUGCCGGCGAAGCUGCCCGGCGACGCGAGGCUGCAGGCCGUGAACAAGGAGCGCGACCACGACAACGAGUGCUGGAACAUCGACGACGCCACGUGCCCGAACGUGUGGAUGGGCCGUGUCUCUUCCUCUGCACAUGCUGCGGUGCGGCGGUGCGAGCGCUCUGCUGGAGGCCAUGCACGACCUCGAGUACGACGGCCAGCCGUACACAGGCAGCCUCACCUUCGACCGCGCGGUCUCCGACAUGCAGCUCCGGCAGAGCAACAGCAUCACGACUUGGGUGAUCUCGCCGCCCAACUCGGUGACGGUGCAUUCGGAAGAGGUGUCGGACCGCAGAGACAUCAACAAAGGGGCCCUGCGCCGGCUGCACACGUGAGUCCAGCCCGAGUCCCGCGACGUUCUCAUGGAGGGGCGACGGCUCCUUCGUGGGCAGGCGCCGCGCGUCGCCGCGUCGCCGGUGAAGGCCAGGAGGGUGGUCCUCGGGAGCCUUGAGGGUCAAUGCAAACGGGGGUCAGCCAGCGCGCCCGAUCUCGGAGGCUCCUGCAGGGCCAGCGUCGCACUGACCGGGGCUUCGGUGCGGGAUCCUGCAGGAUCUUGCAUUCCGUCGGGCCUGACACUCUACGGGGGAAAAAUAGCCGGAAAUAGUCUGGGGACGAUUGUUUGACCUUUUUGUGUGUAUGUUUCAGGUAUUUUUAUUUUUGUCGCCCAAAAUCCGUCUGUAGGGGGGCACGCCCGACUUACAUGUUGCAGGAUCCUUCGCAUGGACCCAGGCAUUGGGUGCAGGAUCUUGCAGGAGUCUGCAAGGCCUGACUGACCCGGCUCUGGAGUGACCCGGGUCGGAAGAUCCCGCCUCCUUUGCCCCGUCCUUUGCCCCGCCCUCCUCCUUUGCCCCGUCCUUCUGGUCGGCAUCCUCCUCUGCCCCGUCCUCCUCUGCCCCGUCCUCCCGCCUCCUUUGCCCCGUCCUGGAGGGUGCGGA
Messenger RNA from Prorocentrum cordatum, 2123 nucleotides. The record is from the annotation of a GenBank genome assembly. NCBI's taxonomy places the organism in Eukaryota, Dinophyceae, Prorocentrales, Prorocentraceae.